AUGCCACCACCAUUAAGAUCACCUUCAGUUCUCUCUUCUACACCCUGUUGCGCAUAUCAAUUAUGUAGGACAACCGGUCAAUCCUCACGACCGUUCUCCACAACUCCCCGACAUGACCAAAGAGUAACUCGAGCUCGUCGAGGCUUGUUUCGAUGGCUCACUGCUCAAGGAGAGAACUUCCGAAAUCCGUUGAGUGAAUCAACGAAUUAUAUGGGUGCUUAUGAUAACAGGGUUGGGGUACUAAGGAGAGUGCUGGAACAGAGGGAGCAGAUAGUAUUGGACAGCGCAGAGAGGGGGGAAGCGUCGCCAGAGAAGGAGUUAUCAGCAGAAAAAAGCAAAAGCUUACCGCCCGAGACGACUAGGGAUAGAAUGCCCUUUCCUUUGAAUAAAGCGUUCGUCAGUCAAGCUGUUCUCAGCGAGGGGCUGCGGGACGAGAUCUGGUCGCGGGUUAUGAGAGAAGGGCAGUCAGUGCGGGAAGUCAGUGCUCAGCUGAAAGUUGAGAUGAGCCGUGUGGGAGCUGUGGUUCGAUUGAAAGAGAUCGAGAAGGAGUGGAAGCGGAUAGGAAAACCACUUGCAAGACCAUAUGCCCGAGCCGUUAUGUCUAUGCUACCCAAGACUCCUUUCCGUCCCGAGAAUUUCGUUUCCCACGAGUCGAUCAACGACUUGCCAGUCCACGCCUCAACUGGACAACAGAUCUUCCACCCUACAUCGGAGUCCAGACAUUUCACACGUCUAGAUGCCGCAAAGGUAUUCAACAAAAGGCUUCUCCCUGCAGAUGAUCGAAUACCGCAUCCAGAGCUAGUCAUCCAGCACCGGGAAAGAGUAGUAGAGGAACUGACCGUGCAAGAACGAAAGGAGAGAGCUGAGUUGCGGGCGGCAGAAGCUGAGGAGAAGAGAGAAAAGAUAGCAAAUAAGCAAGCCCAGGCGGAGGCAAGGGUGAAGAAAGUUGAGAGCGACAGGUGGGAGUUUAGAUUCACACCAAUCAACGCUGAUGAUGCUGGGAAGGACGGCAGAGGUCAGAGCGGUGUUGGGUGGAGAUAUGGUGUGCCAUUGUAUGACCGUAGCAGAGGGCAGGUCAAGAUACCCACGAGUGUUGGAUGA
This is a messenger RNA of Lachnellula hyalina, 1101 nucleotides long. RefSeq lists its product as uncharacterized. The record is from RefSeq and is a predicted model, not a curated record. Gene Ontology annotation, cellular component: mitochondrial small ribosomal subunit. The transcript has 2 exons. The coding region runs from base 1 to 1101 and encodes 366 amino acids. Lineage: Eukaryota; Fungi; Ascomycota; Leotiomycetes; Helotiales; Lachnaceae. Gene Ontology annotation, molecular function: structural constituent of ribosome. Gene Ontology annotation, biological process: mitochondrial translation.